AUGAAGUCCACCAUAUGGCUGGGUAGUGCUCUAGCAUCCCUGUCAUCGGCAGCAACAGUCUACACAGGCGAUCGAUUCCAAGGCUACCCCGUCAUAUCCUCUCUCGACAUCACCGAUUGUCCCAGCAACACCAUCUCUCGCUUCUGGCYGUCUCCCGCAGCAGGACAAGGAGGCCUUCCUUAUUUCCUCCCAAUGUUCGUAGCCAGAGGUACCGAAGACUCCCUCGAAACAGGACGAAAACUCUCACUCUCCGCCUCAAUUCAUGGAGACGAACUCAAUCCGGUGGCGAUUGUUCAAAGCAUCUUCAGACAGUUGAAUGAAACCGUCUCAUCGGGAACCUUCAACGGAACAGUAAUCGGUCUACCAACUCAAAAUCCCCAAGGAAACCUCCUCAACCAACGCAACUUUUUCACCUCGUCCUCCAACGGCUUCUUCGUCGACCUGAACCGCAACUUCCCGGGUCAAAACAUCUCUUCGGGGGGCAGUCUCAUCGAAUCCUACACGUCUUCAAUCUGGAACAACAUCUGGGGUAAUACCUCCAAUGUAGACAUUGCCGUAGACUUCCACACCCUCUCCACGGGCUCUGCGGGACCUCUUUGGUGUUAUGCAGAUUAUGCAUUCCCAUAUGUUCAACGCAUGGCAGAAUUGCUCCAACCGGAUAUGAUCAAGAUUGACCCUGGUGAGCCGGGAUCGAUUGAGACGACGUGGAUACGAUCGGGCGUUCCGGCGAUUACUGUUGAGACUGGACCGGCGAAUAUCUGGAAUAAGACUCUGAUUGACCGCACUGUGGAUUUCGCUUUGAGAUUGAUGGAUGAUUUGAAGAUGACGGAUGGAAAAGCAAAGGAGGUGGAUCUUAGCGAGACAUUCAUCGCAACCAAUUUCUCGAGUGCAUCUACUACAUUCAGCGGAUGGGUGGAGACGGACGUGCAAGUUUUGGAGGAUGUGGAAAAAGGGCAGGUUCUUGGCAGAGUGUACAGCUCUUGGGGAGACGAAUUGGAGGAGUUGAAAGCGGAUGUUGCUGGGAGAGUUCUAACUGUCCUGGUGGAUCCUGCGGUCGAGGCGGGGUCUGGGGUGGUGAUGAUUGGGUAUAACGCUACAGAGGUGUAG
This is a messenger RNA of Ramularia collo-cygni, 1107 nucleotides long. RefSeq lists its product as uncharacterized. Lineage: Eukaryota; Fungi; Ascomycota; Dothideomycetes; Mycosphaerellales; Mycosphaerellaceae. The transcript has a single exon. The coding region runs from base 1 to 1107 and encodes 368 amino acids. The record is from RefSeq and is a predicted model, not a curated record. Gene Ontology annotation, molecular function: hydrolase activity, acting on ester bonds; hydrolase activity, acting on carbon-nitrogen (but not peptide) bonds, in linear amides.